CACUAAAAUAAUUUUCAAUUCACUUGCAAAUGGCGUCUGUUCCAUAAUUUAUAUUAUUUUUUCUAGUUAUAAUUAUAAAUAAUAAUUGAUUAAUUACUGCUGCUGUAUUGUAGAAUAGCCCUACAGAAUAUGGAAUCAAAAAGUGGAAAUAGCGAAGAUGAGAGUGUCUCCUCAAAAACUUCCAAACAAAGCAACGUCCUACCUCUAUGGGGCAACGAAAGAACCAUGAAUUUAAAUCCUCUGAUAUUAACUAAUAUUCAAAGCUCCCAUUACUUCAAAGUUAACUUGUAUGAACUCAAAACUUAUCAUGAAGUAGUCGACGAAAUAUACUACAAAGUAUCCCAUUUAGAACCCUGGGAGAAAGGUUCUAGAAGAACUUCAGGACAAACUGGUAUGUGUGGUGGAGUUAGAGGUGUUGGUGCUGGAGGAAUUGUCUCCACAGCUUACUGCCUUCUCUACAAACUCUUUACCCUGAAACUCACAAGGAAGCAAUUGAAUGGUCUCAUCACUCACUGUGAUUCCCCAUAUAUAAGGGCCUUAGGUUUUAUGUAUAUACGUUAUACUUUUCCUCCAGCCAACCUCCUGGACUGGUAUGAAGAUUAUUUGGAGGAUGAAGAGGAAUUGGAUGUUAAAGCUGGUACUGGACAAACUAUGACUAUGGGUUUGAUGCUGAGGCAAUGGUUGGUCAAGUUAGAGUGGUUUUCAACUUUGUUUCCAAGAAUACCUGUGCCCAUUCAACAGAAAAUUCAAAAACAUUUGGAGAACCGUUUCCCGCCGCACGCCCUUCAAGCGGCGCAAGAGCGAGACAGGACGUUCGACAGAGACAGAGCACCGAAGAACGACCAACGGCCGGUCAGAGACGACCUCAGACGCGAGUUUCUGCGCGACGACGACCGCCGAUUGGACAAGGACCCGCGCUUCGACAGGCGCGACAGAGAGCAGCACGGUCGGCGAGACAGAGAGGGCAAGUACAAGGAGCGGAGCCCGAGGAGGGAUCGGAGUCCUAGGCGGGAGCGGAGCCCGAGGAGGGAGAGGAGCCCGCGCGCGCACAAGUCGCAUAGACACAGGGAGGACAGGGAGAGGAGGACUCGGUAUUGAGUGGG
Molecule: messenger RNA, 1103 nt
Organism: Phaedon cochleariae (mustard beetle)
Lineage: Eukaryota; Metazoa; Arthropoda; Insecta; Coleoptera; Chrysomelidae
Source: the annotation of a GenBank genome assembly